This is a messenger RNA of Daphnia pulex (common water flea), 453 nucleotides long. RefSeq names its product 32 kDa beta-galactoside-binding lectin lec-3-like. The coding region runs from base 1 to 453 and encodes 150 amino acids. The record is from RefSeq and is a predicted model, not a curated record. NCBI's taxonomy places the organism in Eukaryota, Metazoa, Arthropoda, Branchiopoda, Diplostraca, Daphniidae. Gene Ontology annotation, molecular function: carbohydrate binding. The transcript has 4 exons.
AUGAGUAAAACCAUUUCUAUCAAGUACCCGGAAGUUCCACUUGAACAUUACAUUUCCGAUGGCAAACUUGAAGUUGGCGAUAAGGUUGAGCUAAAGGGUGAACCUUUGGAGAAUGCCGUGAGGUUUUCCGUCAACUUCAUCGACAGCUCGACCGAGCAAUGCAUCUUCCAUUUGGACUUCCGAUUUAAUGAGGAAGAACCCUAUAUAAGGACUGUGGUUCGCAACACCAAUUUCCCUUAUGGCACCUGGGGUGAGGAAGAGCGUGCCGACAACCCGCUUCAAAGAGGAGAGAACUUCAAGAUUCAGAUCAAAGUCUUGGAGGAUCGUUUUGACGUUGAAGUGAACGACGCUCAUAGUUUUGACUUUGUUCAUCGUGUUUCGCUCGGCAACGCAAACGUAAUCAACAUUAAGGGAGACGUCAAGAUUAAAUCUGUUAAGAUUAAGGAGUGUUGA